Orussus abietinus is the source of this 1977-nucleotide messenger RNA. Its product is annotated as rRNA-processing protein fyv7. Gene Ontology annotation, cellular component: nucleus. Bases 1193 to 1708 code for a protein of 171 amino acids. The record is from RefSeq and is a predicted model, not a curated record. The transcript has 4 exons. Lineage: Eukaryota; Metazoa; Arthropoda; Insecta; Hymenoptera; Orussidae.
AAAGAGCCGAAGACAACGAUCGUGCAUGUCGCGAAAAAAUGCCCACGUGGGCGGACUGCGCCUUGAGCUAGCAAAAAAUGUCGCGAAAAUUCUAGAAGACGCGGAAGUCGGAUAUCAUGUAACGGAGUCGAGAGACUCGCUAAGGAGUGAUUAACAGAAAUAAUAAUUAAGGAAAAAAAUCUUAUCUUGCAAGAGAUGCUUUCUACAUGUCAUAGCCGAUGUUCUGAGAGUUGACACGGAGGUGGACCGAGGUAUCGCGGAGUUAUUUCGAUCGUCGAAGAUUAAGACGUGAGAAAAUGUCGAGAGGAGCUCCCCGUUUCGGCGGAUCGGAUGCGGCCUCGGGUGCGAAGACGUUUCGCGAUUUCCUCGGCUAUUAAUAGUCCAGGAACGCAGGCCGAAGGUGCUAUCUCCUCGCGGACUUUCGGUUUGGUUCUUUUCCGGCCGUGGCGGGAAUCCAACGCCUUCUUCCACGGGGGUAUUUUUAUCGAAAUACCCUGCCCCGAAGAUGAGCCGUUCCUCGGCGAAUUUUUCACGCCAGGGCUCUCGGCUAAUCCCGCGGAAUCCGCAGGUUGCCAGCCUCGAGAGGAGCGCUCGUUGCCGCUUACGUAAUUGAUUCAGCGCGAAAUGACUGUCUCGUCGUUGUAUUACGUGUGUGUUAUUCGUGGCAGUGACAUUGGUCCGUCGUCGUUACCUAUUUGUACAUCGGCGCUCGGCUGCGGACGCACAUGCACGGAGUUUUCGAUGUGCAAGUGCGCCGCAUUCACGCGCACGCAACACACUCGCGCGUUUAUAAGCUAUGCUUUUAUUUGGCUUCCUUUUAUUAUCCCCGCGCGUAGGCGGAGCUGCGUUACUAAUGGAAUUAAGAGACGGUCUCUGAGAACAGAAAGGCUGUCGUGUAAGGGGUUCUCUGAAAACGAGUAUAUAUAUCCCGUAUGACUGCAAUCUUUAUCGAAUCUAAUUCAAUAUAAACGUGGUAAGGGCGCUUGAGAUUGGCUACGUUGAAGGAAACGGUUGUAAGAAGAGAAUGUCACGAAGAAAAAUUGUAAUGUAUGUAUAAGGUGCGAAGCGUCGGGGAAAUCGUAAUUUCAAAAUGACGCCGGUUCGCGCGCGAAUCGUGCGUCACCGCCAUCUGUACGCGGAUGGUCGAAACCGGUAGCCGGGGAACUGUCAUGGCCGCCUCCUGUCAAUAACAAUGAAGCCUCGGGGAAAGGAUAAUUAUGGUAAUAAUAAAAGUGCGAGCAAUGUUGGUGGUAAACAGGAUGGAGGGAAGAAACCUUUUGAUAAGAAGACUUACAGGUUGAAGAAAUACAGCAACAAGUUCAAAGUUAAUCAAUGGGAGGAGCGGAGGAAAAAGGCUGUUUUACGUAAUUACUAUAAGGAACUUCAAAGAGAAUGUCCAGAUGCUCAGAAGAAGCCUUCGCUCGGUCUUGAAGGUGAUUCCGAGGCGAAAGGGCAAAGUCAGUCGAAGAAGAAACCCAGCGCGUUUUUCGCUGCGAAGCAAGAAUAUUUAAAGAAGCAGGAGGAAAAGAAGAGGAGGAAAGAAGAGAUACUCCGGGCCAAAGAGGAGAAGGAAGAGGCAUUGAAAAAAUACAGGGAGAAGAAACUUCAGACCUAUAGGAAGCUGUCCAAGAAGACGAAAAAAGGCCAGCCAGUCAUGAAGGACAGGUUGGAAAUGCUGCUUGAAAAAAUCCAGCAGACUGUCAGUUGACAGACAACUUUCACUCGUCGAGCAGAUGCUUAAUACCUGACAUUUAGAGCAAUUUACGUGGCCAGUUUGUGAAUGGAAAAUAAAAGGUUUUCCACAUUAUCCUAAGUUCCUUCUAGUCUAUACCCGAAAUAGACAUCAAUCUAAGAAUCUGCACGCACGGUUUAACAUCACCAGAUCCCACUAUACUUAUUAAAUUUUUACCCAAAAUGCUUACAGUUUCACCUGUUUAAGACUUAACACAUUAUUGUCAAAUAAAAUUGUUCUUUCAU